AUGGUUGUGCUGCAAGGUUACAACGUGACAGUGCUGGUGCGGGACCCCACCAAGCUGCCCUCCGACCACAAGGCCAGCCGGGUGGUGGUGGGAGACGUGAUGAACAAAGAGGACGUGAAGAAGACCAUGGAGGGCCAGGACGCCGUCAUCAUCGUCCUGGGAACCCGCAGCGACCUCAGUCCGACCACCAUGAUGUCUGAGGGAACCAAGAACAUUCUGGAUUCCAUGAAGGCUCGUGGCAUCAGCAAAGUAGUUGGCUGCAUGUCAGCCUUCCUGCUUUGGGAUCGCUCCAAAGUGCCGCCGCGUCUCCUCCCUGUGACGGAGGACCAUGACAGGAUGUACAAAGUGCUGAAGGACUCUGGACUGGACUACGUGGCUGUCAUGCCUCCCCACAUCGCUGAUGACAAGCCUCUGACAGAGAAGUACGUGGUGACGGAGAACAUGCUGAAAGGGAGAGCCAUCUCUAAACAUGACCUGGGACAUUUCUUUGUCAGCUGUCUGUCCACCUCGGACUGGGAUGGCAAGACAGUGGGGGUGUCUGGAGAUUACAGUUAAUCUUGAACAGACCACCGGCCUGUCUUUCUGCCAUUCACCGCAUUGCCAUAACACACUGGAGGGAAAUGGUUCAUUUCACAUGACAGUGAAUUAAUUUUAGAUGAAUGGAUUAGCUGGCUUGUCCCACCUCGCUCCCCAUGCUUUGCUCCUCACGCCUUGCUCCCCAUGCCUUGCUCCCCAUGCUUUGCUCCCCAUGCCUUGCUCCCCAUGCCUUGCUCCCCAUGCUUUGCUCCCCAUGCCUCGCUCCUCACGCCUCGCUCCCCACGCCUCGCUCCCCACGCCUCGCUCCCCACGCCUCGCUCCCCACGCCUCGCUCCCCACGCUUUGCUCCCCAUGCCU
This is a messenger RNA of Lampris incognitus (smalleye Pacific opah), 894 nucleotides long. RefSeq names its product biliverdin reductase B (gene blvrb). Lineage: Eukaryota; Metazoa; Chordata; Actinopteri; Lampriformes; Lampridae. Bases 1 to 555 code for a protein of 184 amino acids. The record is from RefSeq and is a predicted model, not a curated record. The transcript has 5 exons.